AUGGCUGAGACCCUCUCCCAGCCGCAUCAGUCUGCCACCCGCCGGGUGCGAGCUGCAUCAAUCGCUCUAUCGCAUGCUGGCGGCGCGACUGCCCUGCACACAGCCCACCAUUCUCCUUCAGACUUGACCGACCUCCAGGCCGAUUUAUCCGCCCUCACUUCUGCCAGUGAUCGUACUCCGAGGUUUCUGUUUCCAUCUUUGGACGACAAUCAUGUUGGCGUUGCCGGAUCAUUCGUGUCUUUGCCAUUCGGAGAUUCAUUCCCAGCAGACUCUCAAUAUUGCCUUUUCAGCCGGACAUCAAACUCUCUUGCCUACGCAGAUAUUGAAAAUGCCGUUGUCGAUGUGGACAGCGUAAACAGUCAUACAACGAGCCAGUUGGACCCUGAACUCCAGACCACCGCCCCUUGGACCCAUCUCUCUUUCGGUGAAGGAAGAACUUCCCCGUUGUCCACUAGUUUCGGACUCAACGACUUUGGAAAGCCCCAGCAACUGGGAGUCUCCGUUCGUCACCGUGCAAAUUCUUCGGCCAGUGGACAGGAAUCCUUUCGAGAUUCAGCUUAUGGCACCGGGUCUGGAAAAUCGCAACAUGAAGUCGAAUCUGUGAACGAGCUACCCACGGAAGCCAUGGAUCGGUGCUCUCCACUCUACCCAGCCACCUUUUUCCACCAUGAUCAUGUCCCAGAGUACAGUCCCUUACACCCGUCGAGAAGUGCUCCGGAGGCUGCCACCAGCAAUACUGCACUAUCCGACUCUGGCGAGACUACCAAUACUGUACAGAGAACUCAAAGGUCUCAGCCUUUACUGUGCCGCGAGUGUAACUAUCAGGCGAAGACCAGGUCGGACCUCAAGAAACAUAACGCCCGUCACGAACGAGAACACAGGUGCCAUUUUCCUACGUGUAUGCGCAAAUCGAAGGGGUUUGCCACCAAGAACGACCUCGACAGACAUUUGAAAUCGGUGCAUCAUAUUAACAGCCGCGGCACCAAAUACUACAAGUGUCUGGCCGAAGGCUGCCCAAGGGCAGACCGGAAAUGGCCCCGUCUGGACAAUUUCAAGCAGCACCUUCAAAAAAUGCAUAAAGAUCAAGAUCCCGAUCAUCUGCUUGAGCUGUCGGAAUCCUGGUAUAAUCAACAGCAACGACUGCCCCAAGGUCAACGAGAGGAUGGCGCAGAGUCGAUCGACUUCGAUAUCGUACUUCCCUCUGACUCCGUGACACCUACGAUGGCUCCGCAAAAGCAAUAUGAGAACAUGUGUCCGUCUUCCGAUCCCUCCUGCGACACCUCCAUGACCACAGAUAACCCGAUGGCACGAUCCUUGAGCUUUGGUAACCACCUUUUGGAUCCCGACCUUGUUUCGGGUACGACGGCAGGCUUUCCUGUGCCGCAACAUGUUCAUCGUCGGAACAUCUCGAUCCCUGGUGAUGUCUCGACAUCACAGAAGCAAUUCUACAUGGGCGAUCUCACAUCACCACAAAUCCCCAUGCAACGAACACACUCUCAAGUGGACUAUCCAAUCUAUUCCAACCAUAUGCAUCAGGAAAACUUGUUUGAUACCAUGACGAACUUCCAGCUCUCUCAAUCUGAUCCCUGGGCGGUCCAUGAUCGGUCCAUCCCGUUGUCGAACCUGAAUCAUUUCUUGUACGAUGCCGGCAGGGAUCAGAUCCGUCGGGUCAAAGCGCCCCAUACCGUUGCCGUCCUUGAUAGCGACAGGAUGGUAGACUUGACCUCUCCGCAAGAGGUCCUACCAGUCAUGUCGAACGAUCUCGGUGGCAGGCAAGACGAACUGCUGCUUAAUAUUGGCGCCAGCACGAGCAAUACGACGGCAGACACUGGUGGCGGCCUUGAUACUUCACCUCUUCAGACGUUUAUGGUCAAUGUCUUUCCCCCGGAGAACCAACCCAAAAUCCCCGAGACAUCAAUGGGCAAGCUUCUCGAGGAUGAAAUCAACAGUUUUCUGCUCGAACAUAACUCCAAGGCUGACAAGGAUCGAGUUUCUAUGUCACAAGAAGAAAUCAUCAACCUUGUUCGGAUGAGCCUAAGGUCCUUUUCGUCCGCCACAGCCAGUGGAAGGGUACGUUCUGUUGGGCCUUCGGCGGCUGCACCCAUUUUCGACACCCUGACCGGCAACCAGUGUCCGGACGGUGAGAAAACACAGUUUCGCUGCACGGUGGAGGGUUGCAACAAGGUGAAAUCGCGGCAAAGCGACCUCAGAAAGCACAUGGCCCGCCAUGAUAAGCCGUUCGGAUGCACUUCGGACGGGUGCAACAAGACGUUCGGCAGCAAGAACGACUGGAAACGACACGAGCAGAACCAGCAUAAACAGGCGGAAUGCUGGUUAUGUGUGGACUGUCACGAAGUCUUUUAUUACUCGCAAGACAACUAUCUCCGACAUUUGCAUGAAGUGCAUCCGACGUAUCGGUUCCAAGAUGGCCAUCACAAUGCGAAACACUUCCAUAUCGCCGCCAAUUACGAAGGACAUUACUGGUGUGGUUUCUGCAACAAGAUCAUGCGACAGAACAAGCAUGGCGUCGAGGCUGUCAAUGCCCGAUUCAACCAUAUCGGCGACCACUUCAGCAAGCACAAAAUGGCUGCCAAAACAUGGAUCGAACUGACCGGCCACGGGAGACGGAAAGAGGAAGCUGUGCAGACCCCUGCGAAUCACAUUCAAACUGACGAAACGCCCGGAGAGGAGGCUGAGAUCCAAACAUCGAACGUCACCAAGCUCAGCGACAAGAUCAGGCUCAAUCUCAAGCAAACAUGA
Messenger RNA from Capronia coronata CBS 617.96, 2760 nucleotides. RefSeq lists its product as uncharacterized. Lineage: Eukaryota; Fungi; Ascomycota; Eurotiomycetes; Chaetothyriales; Herpotrichiellaceae. The record is from RefSeq and is a predicted model, not a curated record. The transcript has 4 exons. Bases 1 to 2760 code for a protein of 919 amino acids. Gene Ontology annotation, cellular component: chromosome. Gene Ontology annotation, biological process: regulation of transcription by RNA polymerase II. Gene Ontology annotation, molecular function: chromatin insulator sequence binding.